AUGGGCAGAGGCUGGCUGAGCUGCUGGUCCAGGAAGGCUUCAGAGAACAGGAGACCUUUUGGGGCCCCAACAGAGAAAAAUAAGAAGGUCCAGAGUGGGAUUUUCCACCUGCAGGGAACUGCAGAGGGGGUCUGGUCCUUAGUAACCCCUGAGGAUUCUGAGAAAUGGCUUGGUACGCACAUCCCCAGGCGGCGACACCGCAGCCGAUCCCGGGGUCCCAGCUGCUCCAGGUCCCGCAGCCGAUCUCGCUAUAGGGGUUCUCGCUAUAGCCGGUCUCCCUGUAGCCGAUCUCCUUACAGCCGGGCGCACUGCAGCCGCUCUCCCUACAGCCGAUCUCGCCACAGGGAAUCUCGCUACAGCGGAUCUCGCCACAGCUCCUCUGGUUACAGUAACUCUCGCUACCGCCGCUCUCGCCACAGCCGAUAUCACAGCAGCCGGUCUCACUCGAAGUCUGGGUCCUCCACUAGCUCUCGCUCUGCAUCAACCUCCAAAUCGAGCUCUGCGCGACGAUCCAAGUCCUCCUCGGUCUCCAGGUCUCGCUCACGGUCCAGGUCUUCAUCUAUGACCAGGAGUCCUCCCCGGGUAUCCAAGAGGAAAUCCAAGUCCAGGUCUCGAUCCAAGAGGCCCCCCAAGUCUCCCGAAGAGGAAGGACAGACGUCCUCUUAAGAAAAUGAUGCAUCAGGAAGCAACAUGAUGGAGGACUUGGGGAAAAGGAUCACAUACUCAGUCCAUGGAAGCAACGUCCCUGGAAGAAGGGGCUGCCUAUUGAAAAGGUUGUGUCACACUUUUCUACCUUUUUACCAGUUUGAAGCUUUGCAUCAGGUGGCAAAAUUCAUUCUGUGCGCCGUUUUGUUGUUAUUCACAUUUUCUUGUAACUUAGGAGGUGAACGACCUAAGAUUACAUUAUUGGGUUUGUGUAUUUGAGGCAAAAAUUUAUUUUUAUUUCUAUAGUGACGACUGUUUUGGUUUGAAAUGAACAGAUUGGUAACCUAAUUUGUGGCCUCCUGACUUUUAAGGAAACGUGUGCAGCCAUUACACACAGCCUAACGCUGUCAGGACAUUGCUUCAACAUUGCCUUCAUUCCUUAAAGUUAAAAACCUACAAAAGGUGGUGUAAAUUAAUAUGGAUAAUUUUAUUUACCUCCAGGUCUAAAAGGUAGUAUGACCCAAAUUCGUAUAAAGAUUUUUCAUGUGAAAGGACUGGGUUUUUAGCAAACACAAGUCUAAUCUCUUUUGUGUUUUUGUGCACCAGGCCCGGCUGCGUAGCAGUUGAGUGAUGCUGGUUAGCUAUUAAGGUGGCCUGUUGCAGUGCAGAGUGCUGAGCUGCUUCCUGUUUUCUUCUGAUUGCUCCUGGGGAAAACACGCCUUGUCCUGAAGAACAAAUGGCUGUCCAGUUUAUUAAAAUGCCUGUCAACUGCACUUCCAGUCACCCAGGCCUUGCAGAUAAAUAAUGGAGCAUGCAGUGAGCACAUCUAGCUGAUGAUAAUCACACCUUUCCCCCUGUCUUUUCUGAAAAAUUGUAACUCUGAUCAUAUCAACAUGUAUGAACUUAAAAUAUGGAGAAUGUUAUGUAAGAAAUGGUUUAUAAGUUUGUUAAGUACUUAAAACGUGUAUCUUUUUGAUUAUGAAUUUUUUACGCUAACCAUUGUUUCUGUAGUUAAAAUUGUUUUCUUGGUGUUAUCUUUUCUCAAAAUUAGAAACUUUUGAUGGAAAGUAGGUUGUUUUAUUUUCUGUGUGACUUUUGGAUAUUUGUACUUUUGAGAAAAUUGUUAGCACCAAGUGUUUCUCAAAAUAUAAUUUUAAAAAAAUCCUUAAUAGGCUUUUAGCCAUGUGCUUUAUUGUUUUAUCACAAUGCAGUUUAUUUGUAGUUUCUCUCUUUUCUCCUCAUACCUAUGGUUUUUUUACUUCUAAAAUUAUUUUCAAAUAAUCCAUUUUUGGCUUUCAUUAUUAUCCCUACUGGAUGUUAUGUGUUCUUUUGAAAUUGUUUCUGCUUAUACCUUUACUAGCAAAGGGAAAAAUAACAAUUUGAUGUCUAUGAUCUAGUGACAAUAGGAUUAUAUUGGAGACAGUUGAAUAAAUUUAUUCUUUCAACCAUAUAGAUCUUCAUUAAUAUUUUUGACUGAAUUAUCAAUUUAAAAUAUUCCAUUUCCUUUGUGCAGAAACUGCUAAACCCAGGAUUCGAUUCUUGAAUGAACUGGCAAGGUGGCGGUGAUCUGUAGAUAAAAAUCCCACAUUUUGUUGUUACAACAGUUAGUAGUUAAUAUUGUUUUCAUAUAUAGACUCCAGAAUCUAAAUUUUACCAUAAUGACAUUUCUUCUGGUCAAGACAAAUGUGAUAAUUUACCAAUAUAAAUCUACGUAGAAUCCAGACACACACAGAGCAGUCCUGAGAAAUAAAAAAUCAGGAUACCCAUGGCAUCGUAGUAGCUACUCGCGUCCAGCAGGUGGCGAAGGGAGGUGAGGUAUAUUUAUUAAAUGGGAAGGAGUGGGACGGGUACGGGGCAGCCCUAAGGGUAGGGGAGCAUUGUCAAUUUCUGGGGGUAGUGUGAGACCUGGGGGUAGUGUGAGACCCAGGCGUACCUGGAGUUUGAAGCUUUGAAGCAAAAAUAUCUGUAGAACAUCUUAAACAUGUGACCAAAUAUGAUGUUAAAAUCAGCAGCUUUUUAGACGUUAAAAACUUUGAAACCUGGGGCCGGGUGUGGUGGCUCACGCCUGUAAUCCCAGCACUUUGGGAGGCCAAGGCAGGUGGAUCACCUGAGGUCAGGAGUUCAAGACCAGCCUGACCAACAUGGUCAAACCCUGUCUCUACUAAAAAUACAAAAAUUAUCCUGGCAUGGUGGCACAUGCCUGUAAUUUCAGCUACCUGGAGGCUAAGACAGGAGAAUUGCUUGAAACCGGGAGGCGGAGUUUGUGGUGAGCUGAGAUCAUGCCAUUGCACUCCACCCUGGGCAACAAGAGCGAAACUCCAUCUCAAAAAAA
This is a messenger RNA of Mandrillus leucophaeus (drill), 2977 nucleotides long. Its product is annotated as serine/arginine-rich splicing factor 8-like. The transcript has 3 exons. The record is from RefSeq and is a predicted model, not a curated record. Lineage: Eukaryota; Metazoa; Chordata; Mammalia; Primates; Cercopithecidae. The coding region runs from base 1 to 666 and encodes 221 amino acids.